Molecule: messenger RNA, 4474 nt
Organism: Xyrauchen texanus (razorback sucker)
Lineage: Eukaryota; Metazoa; Chordata; Actinopteri; Cypriniformes; Catostomidae
Gene: frmd4bb
Product: FERM domain containing 4Bb
Exons: 24
Coding region: 163-3069 (968 amino acids)
Biological process (GO): establishment of epithelial cell polarity
Cellular component (GO): adherens junction; bicellular tight junction; cytoskeleton
Source: RefSeq, a predicted model, not a curated record
GUCUCUUUGUAGCCGGUGUUGGGAAGGCGUGGUGGGUGAGUGUGGAGCUCAACGCUUCAGUGUCUGAUCACAGAAUUAAAUGAUGUGGAGGGAAUGAAGCAGAUGUGCGGCGCUACAACGGACAGUGACCAUCUGAAUUCGGAUACGCCCUUAUAGAAAAGGAUGACAGAGGGACGACUCUGCCAAGUGCAACUGCUGGACGACAGGAAGCUGGAACUAUUGGUUCAGCCAAAGCUAUUGUCUUGUGAACUCUUGGAUUUGGUAUCAUCACAUUUUAACCUUAAAGAGAAGGAGUACUUUGGCUUCACCUAUGUGGAUGAUAUUGGUCAGUGCAAAUGGUUACAGCUGGACCGCAGAGUCCUUGAACAUGACUUCUCUAAGAAAUCAGGUCCCAUCGCUCUGCAUUUCCUAGUGAGGUUUUAUAUUGAGAGUAUUUCACUCCUGAAGGAGCACACAACAGUGGAGUUAUUUUUUCUGAAUGCCAAGUCUGCCAUCUAUAACGGUGAUAUAGAGGUGGAAAGUGAGCUGGUUUUUAAAUUAGCUGCUCAUGCACUGCAGGAGUCUACAGGAGACUAUACAAGUGAUGAAAACACCAGAGCAGACCUAAAGAAACUUCCAACUCUGCCCACCAAAGUACUGCAAGAGCAUCCAUCGCUAGCAUACUGUGAAGAGCGAGUGAAUGAGCACUACAAGCUGUUGAAAGGGCUCUCCCGAGGCCAGGCCAUUGUGCAGUAUUUGACCCUUGUGGAGUGCCUGCCCACAUAUGGAGUGCAUUAUUAUGAAGUAAAGGAUAAGCAAGGUAUUCCAUGGUGGCUGGGGAUCAGCUAUAAGGGCAUCGGUCAAUAUGACCACCAAGACAAAGUAAAACCUCGAAAGCUCUUCCAGUGGAAGCAGUUGGAGAACUUGUAUUUCAGAGAGAAAAAGUUUGCAGUGGAGGUGAAUGACCCGCACAGGCGAACAGUGACUAAACGCACUUUUGGCCAGACGGGGUUGGUGAUCCACACCUGGUAUGCCAGUCACUCGUUGAUCAAAACCAUCUGGAUCAUGGCCAUCAGCCAGCACCAGUUCUACCUGAACAGAAAACAGAGCAAGGCAAAAAUCAUCACAGCCAGAAGUUUAGGAGACAUCUCAACUGACCUGACAGAGACCAGAGUGUCAAAAAUGAACAAACUGAGUGCAGGAGUGAAGAAUCAACUCAUCAUGGCCAGUAACGGAAGCCUUGUUUCAACAGGUUCAGCUGACUCGGAAAUGAAUGACGACCAGAAAAAAGAGAAACUGGCUGAGCUGAGAAAGAAGGAACGAGAAAUCCAGGAUAUUCUCAGCAUAAAACUUACUGAGCUGAAGGAAAUAUGCUUGAGAGAGGCUGAAAUUACUGGCAAACUACCAAAAGAGUAUCCCCUCAUUAAGAACGAGACCCCUCCUCAGGUUCGGAGGAGAGUUGGGACCACUUUCAAACUGGAUGACUUUUUCCCAUAUAAUGAGGAUCCUUACCUCAGGAAUCUGGAAAGCCGCUUUGCACUGCAGCAGAAGAUUGUGGAGGCGGCGAAGAAGCUGGAAGCUGAGCCUGACAUCUCUAAAUUAGUGAGGAAGAAAAGGAGGAGGAACUAUCUGGAUGCCAUGCAGAAACUGCAGGAUACUGACGAUGAGAUGAACCAGUACAGACUGAAGAAAGGACAGAAACCCACUCAGAGAGCUUCAAUACUCAUAGCAGAUGAAAUUGCUCAGUCAGAGUGCAGCUCCCUCUGUGGCAGUCUUGUGCUCGAUGAUGAGGUUGAAGGUGGCCAGCGGCCUCGUUCUCGCUCGGUCCAGUAUUCCCAGUGUCUCAUUCCUCCUCUGUCUUCUUCUGGUUUGGAGUUUGACCCAGAGAGACGAUCCUCAGCCAGCGUCACACACCACGACAGCAGGUCUCUUAGCAGAUUAGAUCAUGAGGGUCAGGGGACUGGACAGUAUUGCAUUCCUCGAGAGGUGUUUUCUACACAAAGCAGUCCGUGUAAAACCUUACCAAGAAUGCAGAGGAACCCCCACAGUUUACCCCAAACCCCUGUCAUGCCUCGUAAUGCCUACAGCAGCAGCCAACUCAGGAUGGAAGAUCACAUCCAAGGUUUCCGGCAUCGCAGCGGGAGUUUAGAAUCGCAGUCGCAACUUCUUCACUCUCACUGUCCAAACAAGUCGGUCUUCCCACUGUCUCCAUCUCACCGUAGCAACAGCACUGAGGUGUUGGAUGACUGCUUGUCCUAUACCAACAUGUCCAGCAUGGACUACUGUCCCCCCUGCACGGCUACACCCCCCUACCGCACACUGGACUCAUCCCACGACUAUCGGCUCCAUCGCAAAGUGGAGAUCUAUGGCAUCACAGGCAGUAUGCCCAACCUGGUCCCUCCAAACUCCAACUGUUAUGGUUACCAGAAGAAUCACUAUGGCCCCAACGCAUACAGCUUUUCGGUGUAUCCUGCUUUUGACUAUGAGCCUUGUUCGAACGGAGCUUACGUUUACGAGAGUGAACUUGAGGGUCAUUAUAAUAUAAAUCCGUCUUAUCCAGCGCAUUGUUACCAUGGGCGUAGCCGGAAUAGACAUUAUGGGAUGGAGGGGUCAGACAAUUUGUUGCAGAACCCUUAUGCAACAGUGAGGCCUCCCAGAGGAAGGCAGGGACCCUUGAAUGAUGUGCUAACGAAGAACAUAUACAAGACUUUGGUGGCGGAGCAUUUGAAAGGAUGGUACAAUCGUAGCGCCGGGAACAGGGACCUAGCUGGGUAUCAGAUGGUUCAUUCCUACAAAUAUGACCGAGGCUCCCAGCACAGCCUGGGCUACCAGACCCUCCCCGCACCCUUCAGCCAUUCCAGCAGAACCAACUCAUUCUCAUCAGUGCCAUCUACUGCCAGCGGCGGAGGAAAUUGGCAGAAUCAUUUAGCCGUGGGCCUGGCUGAUGAUGAAAUUCCAGAUGCACCCUUGAGCACCGGGACCUACAGUCGUUCAUACAGCCGCAGUCCUACACACAACAGGUGUCCAGCAGAAUCAGAGCCUGUUGAGGUGUUUGGUGCCGUGGCCAGCUGUUCAGAUGCAGACCAUUGAUAACAGCACAUGAGGACAGCACACGUUGAUACCGGCUGCUGUAUUUCCAAGCUUCUGGAGGACCAAAAGACACAUUGGCAUAACAGGAAGAAGAAAGGAAACAGAAGCACCUUACAGACAAAUGUGGAUCUGUCAUACCUUGGAAUGGGAUCUUUCAGUUCCAGAGUGACAGUAGAAGAUCUGUGGCCAUACUAGUGGAGCCAUUUGGGUUACAUAUAUAGCUGAAAAUAUGUGUCAUCAAAUGCACAGACUUGUACGAUAUGGCAACAUGGAGCAUCGGUGUUUAUAUUCAGUACUGUACCCUGCACAGAGAAAUAAACCAACCGAAUGAGAAAUGCACACAUAAUUAUAGUGAAUGUCCUUUCAAACUGGAGUUUCAGAUAAGGGAAAGAAACUAGCCAUAUUGCAUUACCUUUUUUCUCCGUUAAACAUAUUGUUAUUGUAUUGUCCAUUAAUUUAACAUUUUCAGUGUUUUCACUGUAAUAAGCCAAUGCCAUCUUCUAUUCUGAAAACAAUGACAGAUUUGAAAGCAAUUAAAUAGUGAAAUCUUAAACAAUAACAACAACAUAAUGUAAAUAUAUUCAUACAUUUUGUUUUAUCGUUUUUUAUUUGUAAUUUAUUGAAUUUAAUAUGCGCUCUCUUCAAGUGAAGAUUUCUGAUUAUGUAGACGGAAUCGAGUCUUUCGCUCUCUUUAUAUUAAUGUAAAUACUUUUCCUCUUUAGAAUAACUUUAGAAUAACAGCACUUGAUCGAAUGAAAUUCAAUUAAAUGAUGUUCAAAAAGGGGAAUUUCUGUUAGAUUUGGAGCUCUACAAAUUGCUGAUACAAGACCCGGAAAAAUCCAGAUGCUUGUUCUGCUUUGUGUACGAAAAAAGAUGUCAGCCCAACAUUUUUGUGUGUGUGUCGUCAAAGUUCUCUAAGGAAUAAUUCACCCCAAUAUAAAAAUUCUGUCUUAAUUUAUUCACCCUCAUACUAUUCCAAACCUGAAUGAAUUCUCACAUUCACUUCCAUUUUAUGGAAAAGAGUGGCAAGGAUUUUUUUUUAAAACAUUGCCUUUGGUGUUCCGGCAAAGAAAGAAAAGAAUAGGGGUUUGAAUGACAUUAUGGUGACUUUGUCAACAAAUUUCCAUGUGCCAUGCUGGAAUACACAAAUCUCCCCUUCCCAUGUGUCAAAUUGAUUGUACCGGUUGUUGUUGUAUUUUACUCGUUUGUCUGUAUUUGUGGCUUAGCAGCAUGUGAUGUAAAAGAACACUUUUAGUAAUUUGUUUACCGUUUUUUUUUAAAAGUUUUUUUGAGUGGCGACAUUGAACUUUGACAACCAUGAUACAUUUCAUCAGAUACCAUAAACUGUGUUCAUUCCAUACCUGAGCAAGUCAUUCCUUUUCCAACAGGAUGUGAAUAAAAAAAA